AUGGAAAACUCCAGUUCUAGAUCCGUCUUCGUCGACAUCGGACUAAGAGAGCUCAACGGAUUCCGAGUAAGGAAGCGACCGUUCUUCUACGCAGAUUCAGAGCUGAUUUGUAAAGAAAUAGCCGGCGUUGCUGUCGAACACGACGGUGAUCGUACUCCUCCUUUGGCCGUUUCGUUCUGUAAGAGUAACAAGAAGUCUCAGUUAUUCGCGGUGUCAGAUGAGGAUGGACAUGUGAGCUUGUUUAAUUCGAAUCACAAGUUCGCCUCUUCUGCAACUCACCAAGAGAAUACAGUUAAUGCCAGGCUUAGUGACUGGGUUGCUCAUUAUAAUGCGGUCUUCGACAUUUCUUGGAUCAAGGGAGAUAGAUGUCUUUUGACUGCUUCUGGUGAUCAAACUAUUAAAGUAUGGGAUGUUGAGGAGAAUAAGUGCACUGGAGUUCUUAUAGGACACACAGGAACUGUUAAAUCAAUGUGCUCGCAUCCUACAGAUUCUGAUAUUCUUGUCUCUGGCUCCAGAGAUGGGUGUUUUGCGCUAUGGGAUUUAAGAUGUAAAAGUAGCUCUCACAAAGAAGAGUUUUGCAUCAACUAUACUGGCAUGGUUAAAGGAGCUCAUCUAUCUCCUCUUUCAAAACGAACCAGACUUAGCAAGGCUGCUUCAUCAAGCAUUACCUCUGUGCUUUAUCUCAAGGACGAGAUCACAAUUGCCACAGCUGGAGCACCAGAUAGCGCCUUGAAAUUUUGGGAUACAAGAAAGCUAAAAGUUCCUUUUGCUCAAGCAUCUCCACAGUCAGACUCAACAAACACUAAGGAAAAGAGAGCACAUGGUAUAGUAUCCUUGUCCCAGGACUCAAGUGGAACCUUACUUACAGCAUCAUGCAAGGACAACAGAAUCUAUCUAUACAACGUACUACAGCUUGACAAAGGACCUGCACAAUCGUUCUCUGGUUGCCGGAUAGAUUCUUUUUUCGUAAGGACAAUGAUAAGUCCUGACGGUGAGUACAUUUUGAGCGGUUCAAGCGACCGUAACGCUUACAUAUGGCAGGUCAAUAAGCCUCAUGUAGAUCCUACAAUCUUGAAAGGCCAUGACUCUGAAGUAACCGCAGUAGAUUGGUCUCAAUCAGAGAUUGGAAAGGUAGCAACAGCGUCAGAUGAUUUCACGGUAAGAUUGUGGAACAUAGAGAACAACCUUUGCACAACCGCAAACGCACCACGAGUUAAACGCAGAGUAACUGCAUUGUCAUAUACUGAAGCAGCCAAAGAGAGACUUGAGAUGAACAGAGAACCUGAGAGUCCCCAAAAGCAUUUAUCAGAUGAUGGUGAUAACAAUAAUAAUCAGUCACUGUCUACCAUCAGAACUCCAGAGACUCAGAGAAAGAGAACAUCACUAUCAUCAUCAUUGUCAUUAUCAGCCUCAGAGGAAGACAAAACAUGCGAGAGAACACCAGAAACCGCAGUUGACAGUCCAUCAUCUGUCCUAAACCUUCCUUCCUCUGUUAAAAGGCGAACCAUUAGAGAUUAUUUUCUCGUCACUCCCUAAAUUGCGUGAGAAACUUUUCCAUUUUGUCAAAAAUAUUAUUAGUGUACAAAAAUUCUUAAGAUUAAUCAAAUCCA
Molecule: messenger RNA, 1610 nt
Organism: Eruca vesicaria subsp. sativa (arugula)
Lineage: Eukaryota; Viridiplantae; Streptophyta; Magnoliopsida; Brassicales; Brassicaceae
Source: the annotation of a GenBank genome assembly